AUGAAGGAGGACCCUCAGCGGCUGCAGCGAGUGGCUGGGAACCAGGAUCUGGAGAAGUGUGCGGAGAGCCCGCUGCUCACUGGGCGGGUAGUGGCGGCUCUGGCGGCGGAGGAGCAGUAUCGGAAGCCUCCCUACGUCACGGCGCCAGGCCUCACGGGGCGCAUCUGCAUCGUGGCGGAGACGGCCCACGACCUGAAGAUCCGGGACGGCGGCAUGCCGGGCUCCGUGGCGCAGGAGGUCUACGGCACGGAUCGGGCGCCGGCGCCAUCAAUUCGCUCCCUGGGCUUCCUGGGCCCGGGCGCGCUGAAGGCCGCGCUGCCGGCGGCGCUGCAGGGUUUGGCCGCGCCCGGGGGGCUCUUGGCCAACGAGGAGGUGCGGAUUCCGCUGGAGUUCAUGGCGCAAGGACCGCCGCAGUCAUCGAUGCCCCAAGACCUGCGCCGUCCGCACCUGCCGCAUCAGGUGCCAGCUCAGGCCGGCUUCCAGGAUAAGGUUCCUGGCACAGCGGAUCUUCUGAGCAUGGACGAGCCGAAGCGUGCGGCGCCCAGCGGCACCAGCACCAGCUGGGAUCCCUUCGAGUCAGGCCCGGCGGCUCCGGUUCCGGCGGCUCAAAACGCGCCCGCGCAAAGCGCGCACGCGGGCGGCGCUCCGUGGGAGGCCUUCGGUUCCGCGCCCGCGGCGCAGGCGACGGCGGCCGCGGCGCCGGCGUGGGAUGCCUUUGGCUCCACCCCCAGCACCGGCAGCAACGCGCAGUUCGACCCCAAUGCAGGUACAGCCAGAAGUGCUGGCCUGGGCACUGGCAUGAACCCCAUGGGCGGCAUGGGCGGCGUACCCAUGAGUGGCAUGGCUGCGGGCGGCAUGAACAUGGGCAUGGGCAACAUGAACGCAAUGGGCGGCAUGAACCCCGGCGGCAUGAACCCCGGCGGCAUGAACCCCAUGGGCGGCAUGGGCGGGAUGAAUGCCGUGGGUGGGAUGAACGCCAUGGGCGGCAUGAGUGCUGCCGGCAACAUGAACCCCAUGGGCAACAUGAACCCCAUGAUGGGCUGUGGCGCUGGCUGUGGCAACGCGCAAUGGGGCAACUUCCGAGGUGCCGCCCCGGGCGCCCCCGCGGGCGCCGGCGCCUGCGGCGCCUGCGGCGCGUGCGGUGCUUGUUGCCCGGGCGCGGCGGGCGCCCGCGGGCCUGGCUCCGAGGCAGAGGACCUCAUGUCCAAGACCAUGGCGGGAGUGCCAGCCUCGGAAUGCUAA
Molecule: messenger RNA, 1242 nt
Organism: Effrenium voratum
Lineage: Eukaryota; Dinophyceae; Suessiales; Symbiodiniaceae
Source: the annotation of a GenBank genome assembly